CGCGCCGCAAGAUGGCGGGGGAUGCAGCGGAGGUGUUCCGCUGCCCUCUGUGCCGCCGCAGCGCCUUCGUCGGCCGCAGAGGCCACCUGUACAGCGCGGGGCACCAGCGGCGGCUGCGCGCGGCUCUAGCCCGGCUAGGCGAGAAGGUGGCGGCGGCGCGGGAGGCGGCGCGGCGGGUGGUAGUGCUGCCUUUCCAGGCCGGCGAGCACGAGCGGCGCGUGUGGUGCCUGUGCUGCGCGCGGGAGGUCCGGCGCCACCUGAGCCGCGGCGCGCGGACGGUGCUGCAUGGCGGCCUCCUGCAGCACCUGGCCAGCCCGGAGCACGGCAAAGCCGUGGCCGCGUUCUGGAGGAAAAACAGAGCCGACCCCAAGCUGAAGCCCGACUUCCUGCUGUCCUCGGCCGAGUUCCAGCGCUUCCAGGAGUCUCUCUCCAAAGCCCUGGAUGCUUACGAAGUGAAGGAAGACACGGCCAUUCAGGAGGCUGCAACUCGCAUCCGAGAAGCAGAACAGAAGAGACAGGAGAUGGUACGGGCCGUCUUAGAGCCGCAGAGAACAAGUAUGCUAGGUGAUGGAACCUCUGCUGUCAACAUCUUUACAGGGAAUUUAAGUGAUUCUCCUUUUGCUAUGGAAGAGCAGGGACAGCCUGGGCCAAGCAGGAGCACCACAUUUCUUAGGGAAGAGCCUGUUUGUGCCAGCAGAACUGUACCUGAGCUAUACUACCUGGAAACAGGGCAGCCCUUAACCUUCAUUGGCCACCAGGAAACUGGAGGGGAGGGCAACAUUCACACAGGAGCAAAACCCCCCUGGCUGAUGAGCGAAGAGGAGGGUGAAAGGCAGAUUGGGCCCUCCUAUGAAGAAUUUCUUAAGGAAAAACAGAAACAGAAACUGAAAAAGCUCCCGCCCAACCGUGUUGGGGCCAACUUUGACCACUCCUCUCAGACAGGAGAUGGCUGGCUUCCCUCCUUUGGGCGUGUCUGGAAUCAUGGUAGGAGAUGGCAAUCCAGACAUCAGUUCAAAGCUGAAUCUGGAAAUAAGCAGCCUGGUCCUAAAAGGAAAAGGCCUUGAAUUAACUGAAAGGCCUGCAUCCCCAAGAGAACUUGGCAGAAUUCACAUCACAUCGAUUGAAAGAGAGCAUGGAGAUCUCACAGAGCAACUCCCUGCAGAGGCCCAGCUGCUGCAGUAGAAGGAAGACUCUUCUGUGAUGAAACGGAGCUGUACAGUUUGGUAUACAGCAUUUUUAUGUCCCUUGUUAAGGAUGUAAGAUUUGUAUUAAAACUAUACUCAUUAAAGACAAACUGAUAAAGGUGGUAAUUGUAUAUGCAUUUUGCUAAAAACUAUGGUUGCCAAUAAAUGUACCACCACCACAAAAUAUUAAAGGCAAGGUGCAUUUGUGUAAGAUCCACAAAGCAAAUGUGAGAUUGCAGAAGAUACUACCAUAAAAUUUAGGAGCUUAUCUAAGGCUUUCUGUAUAUCCUUUCCUUUCCUUAUGCAAGUUGCUUCAAGCUUAUUUAUCAA
Molecule: messenger RNA, 1514 nt
Organism: Candoia aspera
Lineage: Eukaryota; Metazoa; Chordata; Lepidosauria; Squamata; Candoiidae
Gene: CENATAC
Product: centrosomal AT-AC splicing factor
Exons: 11
Coding region: 12-1064 (350 amino acids)
Source: RefSeq, a predicted model, not a curated record